Molecule: messenger RNA, 2227 nt
Organism: Salvelinus sp. IW2-2015
Lineage: Eukaryota; Metazoa; Chordata; Actinopteri; Salmoniformes; Salmonidae
Source: RefSeq, a predicted model, not a curated record
AGGGUCUCUACUUGUGUCAGGGACAGAGAAGAUCCAGACCCACAUCUUCACAACCAAGUAAUGUUAUUAUCCUCACUGUGAAUGCUCUGCCCACGACCUCAGUGAGUAUCUCUCCUCAGGGUCUCCUCUACUCUGGAGAGACAGUCAGCAUGCAGUGUUACAUAUCAAUGUACACAGACUGGACGUACAGCUGGUUUACAGGCAACAACCUCAAAUCCAGUACGCCUGGUCAAACCAUCACCACUCUGUCUAACCAGGCUGGUCAGUACAGAUGUGUUGGGGUGAGGACAGGUCGGCCUCAGUGGUCUCAACUCAGUGUUUUCCUCCCUAUCAGAGUCACUGAUUAUCAGCCGUCGACUACACUGACUUCAGACAAAGAGAACAUAUUCACAGGAGACAGAGUGACACUGAUCUGUACUGUAGAGUCUUCUGGAUGGAAGUUUUACUGGUACAGACACAGACCAGACUCUACACCAGUAACCACAACCUCUGUAUACUCCUACACACUCAGCUGGGUCAGUGUCUCUGAUGGAGGACAGUACUGGUGCAGAGCUGGGAGAGGAGACCCAGUCUACUACACAAUGUUCAGUGACCCAGUCCAGAUAAAUGUUACUGAGGUACCUGUAGCUGUUCUGAUCCUCCAACCCAACUGGACCCAGAUAUUCAGUGGAGAAACAGUUACUAUGAGAUGUGACAUACAGGGGGGAGGAGACUCUGACUGGAACUACAGAUGGUAUAAGAAUAGUCAGUCAGUGAUCCCCUUUAACACAAAGCCUGAGUACAGAAUCAGUCCUGUCUACAUGUCUAACAGUGGUUCAUAUACCUGUGACGGUGUAAAGGGAAACAAGAUCUCCAAGAUCAGUGAUGCUGUACAACUGAAUGUGUCUGGUAAACCCAAGGCUGUCCUGAGUAUCUCUCCUCAGUGGCUGAACCCUGGAGACUCAGUGAUUCUGAACUGUGAAGUUGACAAGAUGUCUACAGGCUGGAGGUUCUCCUGGUACAGGACUGUUCCCUACAGAGCUGGGUUACCCUCCCUAUCAGACAAGUCUUACUCUCUACAGCCCCUAUCUGACAAUGUGACUACUGAAGACUCCUACACUCUGAUCCCUGCUGGUCCUACUCCCACAGGAGGAUAUGUGUGUAGAGCUGGGAGAGGAGACCCAGUCUAUGACACACAUCGGCAGUCUUCAGUGUCUCUCAGAAUAAGUCCCAACACAACUCAACACUUUAGAUCGAAGUCUCUCUCACUGAGCUGUGAGGAGAAGGGGAACUCUACUGGAUGGAGACUGAUGAGAUACACAGAGAGAGGAGUAGAGUCAGGGUGUGUCUCUAACUGGGGAUCAAUAACAGGGUCCACAUGUACCAUCAGCUACACAUACACAUGGUACAGUGGAGUGUUCUGGUGUGAGUCUGGAUCAGGAGAGUACAGUAAUGCUGUCAACAUCACAGUGGAUGMUGGUGAUGUGAUCCUGGAGAGCCCUGUCCAUCCCAUGACUGAAGGAGACUCUGUGACUCUGCGCUGCAAAUACUGGACAACCAGCUCAAACAUCAAGGCUGAUUUCUACAAAGAUGGAGUACUCAUCAAGAAUGAGACCACAGGAGAGAUGACCAUCCCUGCAGUAUCCAAGUCAGAUGAAGGAUUCUACAAAUGCAAAUAYCCUGACAAGGGAGAAUCACCAGAGAGCUGGAUGACAGUGAGAGUCCCUCCAGGUUCUGUUGUCUCCAUCUCUCUGCCCAGGCUGCUGUGUGGUCUACUGGCGGUGUCUCCCUUUCUACUGGUGUCCAUCGUGCUGAUGGUGAAAUGCUGCAGGGCUCGAGGUUUGUGUUCAACAGUUAAAUCUCCUCAAGACCAGAUACGAUCUGACGAUGUCAUCGAACAGACUGAAUCAUCCGUGUGAUCAUAACAGUAUGAACUGUAUACUGAGCAACAAUUUGAAUGAUUUGACAUUUUGACAUUGAUAUAUGAUAGUGUUUACUGAGUUUAAUAUCACUGAAUGGAAUUUCACAAAUGCUGAAUGUUAUUGUUUUGUAAGUUGACAUUUUUUAGCUUUUGGUGGCUCAUAUGCUUUCCUCUGUUAUUGUUGAUGGUCUUGCUUUUUCUUGAAAUAUUACACUUCUCUCUUUAUUUCAGUUUGUUACUUAAACAAGAGUGUAGUGCCUGUUUAUGUUUAAAAGUGGAAUAUGCUGUAUUUUUUAUGUUGUAUUUUACAUAAAACCAUCCAUUUUA